Molecule: messenger RNA, 295 nt
Organism: Entrophospora sp. SA101
Lineage: Eukaryota; Fungi; Glomeromycota; Glomeromycetes; Entrophosporales; Entrophosporaceae
Source: the annotation of a GenBank genome assembly
CAAGAUAUCUAAAUGAUCAUAUUACACAAGUAUGUGCUGAAGAUCCAAAACGAUUUGUCGGACUUGGUACACUUCCAAUGCAAUCACCUGAAUUGGCCGCACAAGAAUUAAGAAGAUGUAUAAAUGAACUUGGGUUGGUUGGUAUACAAAUCGGUACUCAUAUUAAUGAUUGGAAUCUAGAUGCCCCCGAAUUGGAACCUAUAUGGGAAUCUUGUGAAGAACUUGAGGCUGCAAUUUUUGUUCAUCCAUGGGAUAUGGAAACUAAAGGAAGAAUGGAAAAAUAUUGGUUUCCUUG